UUUUUACAUCAGAAUCUUUUGUUCAUGGGGCUGCUAUAGGUUUGGAAUCUCAACCUGUUACCUCUCCUUCACGGCACACGGCAUAUAAAGAUUGCAUGAGAGCACCCAUGUAUCCACCAUCUCAUACUGAAGGCCAUCUUGAGUGUUCCAUCAAAUAUUUGAUUCAGAUAUGUCGAACUUGAGCUUCCUUGAUUUUCAAUACAGCAUUUCGAAAAGGAAGUUUCUGCGCAAACCAACUCGAAUGUUUUCCUCCCGGGACAGACAAAACUCCGGAUUAACACCUGGUUUUGAGCCAAAUAUCAACGAGAUGAAGCGUGUCUUUGAGAAAUUUGACACCAACAAGGAUGGGAAGAUAUCUCAGCAGGAUUACAGGGCCAUAUUGAGAGCACUUGGAAAGGGUAGUAUGGUUGGAGAAGUGCCAAAGAUUUUCAGUCUUGUUGAUUUGGAUGGGGAUGGGUUUAUAAACUUCAAGGAGUUCAUGGAAGUGCACAAGAAGGCAGGUGGGGUGAAAGCAACAGACAUCCAGAAUGCUUUUCAAACAUUUGAUCUGAAUGGGGAUGGAAAAAUAAGUGCGGAAGAAGUUAUGGAAGUGCUGAAGAGGCUAGGAGAGAGGUGCAGCCUUGAAGAAUGCCAGCGAAUGGUUAGAGCUGUAGACACCGAUGGUGAUGGUAUGGUCGACUUAGACGAGUUCAUGACCAUGAUGACUCGAUCCAUGAGACGACUUUAGAAAUGUUCGUUUCUGCUCCUCAAUGUAAAGCAGGCUGCUGUAUAAUGUGGCAUCUGUAGCUAAUGCUGAAAGCAUGAUCCGGCUCGAAUACCCUUUUCUUUGUUUGCCAAAAUAAUGCUUCUAAAGCUCAUUAUGCCCCAUUUUGCUCCCAUUCUGGCAUUUCCCCUUUGCGCUUGCUUUUUCUUUCAGAUGAUUUGGAGCAAGAGCUCCCCUUAGCUUACAAGGCAUGGCUAAAGUGCCAUAGGAUUACUCUAGAUUCAUCUGGAUGCAAUUGUUUCCAUAACGCAGUCAAGAGUAGAAGGCCAGCAACUAAUGGUUCAAAAGCCAAAUUU
Argentina anserina (silverweed cinquefoil) is the source of this 1059-nucleotide messenger RNA. Its product is annotated as calmodulin-like protein 30. NCBI's taxonomy places the organism in Eukaryota, Viridiplantae, Streptophyta, Magnoliopsida, Rosales, Rosaceae. Gene Ontology annotation, molecular function: calcium ion binding. The transcript has a single exon. Bases 170 to 727 code for a protein of 185 amino acids. The record is from RefSeq and is a predicted model, not a curated record.